UGUGUCAUUCUCAUCCCGGGAUACGCAAGAGUAUCUGGAGUGUAGUCCGCAGGCUAGAGGCGUUUGCAGCGGUUGUGUGCGGACAGUAUUCGUUUUUUUGCAGGCUUUACCAUCCUUUUCACCGGGCUGUUUUAUCUGCAAAAAAUAAGCUCACUUAACGCCAAGACAUGCAUCCAGCAACUGCCAAGUGGUACGACAGGAGGGACUCCGUAUUUAUAGAGUUCUGUGUAGCAGACAGCAAAGAUGUUAAAAUCAAUUUUGACAAAACAAAGUGUGGUUUCAGUUGUGUUGGAGGAACUGACAAUGUCAAACAUGAGAAUGAAAUAGACCUUUUUGAAGCCAUUGAUGAAAAUGAAUCCAAACAUAAACGUACAGAUCGUUCAGUGUUGUUGUAUUUACGAAAAGCGCAGCCAGGGAAGCCGUGGCCGAGGCUAACAAAAGAAAAGGCUAAGCUGAGUUGGCUCAGCGUUGAUUUCAACAACUGGAAAGACUGGGAGGAGGACUCUGAUGAGGAGAUGGGCAACUUUGAUCAAUUCUCAGAUAUGAUGAACAACAUGGGAGGCGAGGACGACCUACCUGAUCUAGACGGUGCAGAUGAUGAUGAGUCUGCAGAUAGUGAUGAUGAGAAAAUGCCAGAUUUGGAAUAGAAGACUGUAAGACUCUGGAAAGAAAAAUGGAAGAACAGAGGGCAAGAGGAAUCAUAACAAAUGUAUAUCUUGAAAUUGAAGGCAGUGACAAACAUGUACAUAUGAGUCAGUAGCCAUAUUUAAAUCCAUAGCCUCAGCUCCAAACUCUUGACCGAUCAGUCCAUGAAGGUUGAUAUGCAUGGUAUUGUACAGAGCAGCUAUCUCCACUUCCAUUUGCUGUACUGCACCUUUUGGGUAUCUUGUUUUACUGUUAAAUAUUACAAGUAAGCACACAUUUGUUGGAAAAGCUGUAUCAUUGUCCUCAACUGAGCAAUACAUGUUAUGAGAUUUACAAUUUGUUUUCAGAGGAAUUGUGGUUUAAAAUGAUUUGGCCCCGCCCAUUCCCAAUGUUGUGGUUUAAAGUUAGUCGACCAGUGUAGUUGAUCUCAUGAUUUAAGAAGACAAAGAAUUAUGUGCAUUUAUUCAUUGGGUUCCUCUAAAGCCUUCCAUGUGCCGUGAAUUAGAUAUCCAGGAAGCCAGUCUUCUGUUUCUGUAGCUUAACCUUCCAGCUUACACGUUUCCCCUUCACUUUUUGUUUAAUGUUUGUAAGAUUGGAAUAUUCUGAAAGCAUUGCAGAAGUAUUUGCAUCUUCACAAUUCAUCACCUACCUUAAUAAUCUGAAUGAAUUAGUAUCUUUUCAUUGCCUACCAUAGUAAUAUGAGUGAAUUCAACAUAUUUAGUAUCUUAACAGCUAUUCUCUCCAUACCCACCUAACAUGUACACUUGUGUUAGACUGCAGAAGCAAGGUGAAAUGUUUUACAACAGAUAUUGAGGCUUGAAGCUUGUUUGGGCCUCAGCAUUAUGUGGUUUAUUGCUAUCCUCCGGGUUCUUUCCGUUUGUUCAUCUAGAAUGAUCCUCCCUUGUUGGUGAGGAAGUGUCGGAACGUUAGGCGCCGUGUAAUGACCAAAUUAUAUUUGCACUGUCAAUAAAAUGUAAGGGGAGACAAAUGUUGAAUUACAGUGGAAAUUCUUUUUUUAUUGUCUACAUCUUUCUAAUAAACUGUUCAAGAAUCA
Messenger RNA from Micropterus salmoides (largemouth bass), 1699 nucleotides. RefSeq names its product prostaglandin E synthase 3-like. Gene Ontology annotation, cellular component: nucleus; cytosol. The transcript has 8 exons. The coding region runs from base 168 to 647 and encodes 159 amino acids. Lineage: Eukaryota; Metazoa; Chordata; Actinopteri; Centrarchiformes; Centrarchidae. The record is from RefSeq and is a predicted model, not a curated record. Gene Ontology annotation, molecular function: prostaglandin-E synthase activity; Hsp90 protein binding; protein-folding chaperone binding. Gene Ontology annotation, biological process: telomere maintenance via telomerase; chaperone-mediated protein complex assembly; prostaglandin biosynthetic process.